UCACCCAGUCAACGAAUGGAAACCAAUCAUAGACUCUAGAUACAUUUCAAAAGAGUUUCAAUCUUUAUUCGAAUUCGGGGGUGCUCCAAUCCACAUUUGUGGACACGUUGAUGGGACGGCAGGCACAAAUUUGCGGCAUUGCAGCGUCUGAAACGAGGCUGGAAAAUAGUUUAUGACUGUCUGGGAGUGCCUGAAAGGAUGGAAGGGUAAUGUUUACCAGUACCAAGCUCCGAACAGAUCGGGGAUGCCCUUGAAGAUCCAACGUAUUGCACACCAGCUCGCAGCCCUAAAAACCGUGUCAUCUGUGGAGUUAAAGGGCUGCGCGAUGGCCAAGCAACAAGGUCAAGCGGAUGCUUUUGAUAGACAGGUUCCAGUACACAUCCUGCACCGAAAUCACAGUCGAAGGCUUCAGUCAAGCUGCCACGCUGGAAGUGACAUUUACCGUGAUGCGCGUGCCUUAGCUCCCCCGAAAGAGAUACCCCUGAAGAAUUUCGAGACGGUUGUGGAAAUGUGAGAUUCACCUUAAAAAAAUAUUGUCCUAAGUUAAGGUAAGGUUUUUCUUUUUAUA
Drosophila obscura is the source of this 568-nucleotide messenger RNA. RefSeq lists its product as uncharacterized. The record is from RefSeq and is a predicted model, not a curated record. The transcript has 2 exons. Bases 173 to 514 code for a protein of 113 amino acids. Lineage: Eukaryota; Metazoa; Arthropoda; Insecta; Diptera; Drosophilidae.